Molecule: messenger RNA, 2400 nt
Organism: Pteronotus mesoamericanus
Lineage: Eukaryota; Metazoa; Chordata; Mammalia; Chiroptera; Mormoopidae
Gene: NACC2
Product: NACC family member 2
Exons: 6
Coding region: 191-1945 (584 amino acids)
Biological process (GO): regulation of transcription by RNA polymerase II
Molecular function (GO): RNA polymerase II cis-regulatory region sequence-specific DNA binding; protein binding; DNA-binding transcription factor activity, RNA polymerase II-specific
Source: RefSeq, a predicted model, not a curated record
UCGCCGCCUCCUGUUGGUGUUUCCUGGGGGGGUCAUUCCACUGUUGGGUGGCACCUCAGCCAGCGCUUGAGCCAAGGAAACAGAAGACGAGACCCGAGGGGUUGGUCCUGCGCUGUCUCGCGCUGUCUCGAUGCGCCCGCUUGGGCCGCUCCCGCGCUGAGAGUCCGAGGCGCCCGCGAGCCUGCCCGCCAUGUCUCAGAUGCUGCACAUUGAGAUCCCCAACUUCGGGAACACCGUGCUCGGCUGCCUCAACGAGCAGCGCCUGCUGGGCCUCUACUGCGAUGUGUCCAUCGUGGUCAAGGGCCAGGCCUUCAAGGCCCACCGGGCCGUGCUGGCUGCCAGCAGCCUCUACUUCCGCGACCUGUUCAGCGGCAACAGCAAGAGCGCCUUCGAGCUGCCCGGCACCGUGCCGCCCGCCUGCUUCCAGCAGAUCCUAUCCUUCUGCUACACGGGCAGGCUGACCAUGGCGGCCAGCGAGCAGCUCGUGGUCAUGUACACGGCCGGCUUCCUGCAGAUCCAGCACAUCGUGGAGCGCGGCACUGACCUCCUGUUCAAGGUGAGCUCGCCCCACUGCGACUCGCAGACGGCCGUGAUGGAGGACGCCAGCUCCGAGCCCCAGAGCCCCUGCACUCAGCUGCAGCCGGCUGCGCCCGGGCCCCCCUACGUCAUGUCCCCCUCUGUGCCCAUCCCGCUGCUGACCCGCGUGAAGCACGAAGCCACGGAGCCGCUGCCCGCCACCGGCCCGGGCCUGGCGCCCAAGCGCCCGCUGGAGUCCGGGUCCCGGGACGGCGCUGCGGUGGCGGCGGGCGCCGCGGUGGCGGCCGGCGCGGCCCCUCUCAAGCUGCCCCGGGUCUCCUACUACGGGGUGCCCAGCCUGGCCACCCUCAUCCCCAGCAUCCAGCAGGUGCCCUACUCCCAGGGCGAGCGGACCAGCCCGGGGGCCAGCAGCCUGCCCACUACCGACAGCCCCACCUCCUACCACAACGAGGAGGACGACGAGGACGAGGCCUAUGACACGAUGGCAGAGGAGCAGUACGGCCAGAUGUAUGUCAAGGCCACGGGCAGCUACGCAGUGCAAGAGAAGCCAGAGCCGGUGCCGCUGGAGAGCCGCUCCUGCGUCCUCAUCCGCCGCGACCUCGUCGCCCUGCCCGCCAGCCUCAUCAGCCAGAUCGGGUACCGCUGCCACCCCAAGCUCUACUCGGAGGGGGAUCCCGGCGAGAAGCUGGAGCUGGUGGCAGGCUCCGGCGUCUACAUCACGCGUGGCCAGCUGAUGAACUGCCACCUGUGCGCGGGGGUGAAGCACAAGGUGCUGCUGCGCAGGCUCCUCGCUACCUUCUUCGACAGGAACACGCUGGCCAACAGCUGCGGCACAGGCAUCCGGUCGUCCACCAGUGACCCGAGCCGCAAGCCACUGGACAGCCGAGUCCUCAACGCUGUGAAACUGUACUGCCAGAACUUCGCACCCAGCUUCAAGGAGAGCGAGAUGAAUGUGAUCGCCGCAGACAUGUGCACCAACGCCCGCCGCGUCCGGAAGCGCUGGCUGCCCAAGAUCAAGUCCAUGCUGCCCGAGGGCGUGGAGAUGUACCGCACGGUCAUGGGCUCCUCAGCCGCCAGUGUGCCCCUCGACCCUGAGUUCCCGCCCGCCACGGCGCAGGUGUUCGACCAGCGCCUGUACGCCGAGCGGCGGGCGGACGCGGCCGCCAUCGUGGCCCUGAGAACUGACGCCGUGAAUGUCGACCUGGGCACCCCCGCCAACCCCGCCUUCGAAGCUGGCGAGGAGGCGGAAGGGGCCGGCUCCGUCAUCCAGGAGGUGGCGGCGCCCGAGCCGCUGCCCCCCGCCGGCCAGAGCCCCCCGCAGCCCUUCGAGCAGGGGAGCGGCAGCUCCAGCCGGCCCCAGACGCCUGCAGCCCGGAGACCCGAGGGCCCCUACGCGGGGACCUUGUAGAGGGCCGGCCGAGCGCACCAGGGACCGGUACUAGCUGCUUGCAUGCGUUACUAAUACAGACAAAUGUGAUCAAGCCACUUACCUACUGAACUGCUGUUGCCUGAAAAAAAUGUGAUUUUUAUUCUGCUUGUAUUUAAAAUUUAUGAAGGAAACAUGCAUUCGUGACACUGUAAACAAUUAGACCACUGGCUGCCGAGUUGCGGGAAAGGCCUCAGGGCCCUUCUCAUGCUCGAGGUCAGUCUCCAAGUGUAGCUCCCCCUUCUCAGGGAGGGGACGGGAGGCCGCCGAGCCCCGGCCCUGCCCGCGCCUCCCCCCUUCCUGCCCCUCUGCCAUGACGAAGCCAGGGGCCUGUGGCUUGGGGACCCUUGUCCUUACCCAUGAGGAACCCCCCGCCGCUCCGGGGCCACGGCCAGGGCUGGGCCCCCAGGGGCCAAAUUCUUUUGUUUUUUUCCUUC